Molecule: messenger RNA, 1434 nt
Organism: Saccoglossus kowalevskii
Lineage: Eukaryota; Metazoa; Hemichordata; Enteropneusta; Harrimaniidae
Source: RefSeq, a predicted model, not a curated record
UUUUCUUUAUAUAAGAGGUGUUUGUCCCUCUGGUCAUUCAUUGUUUCUUCUAAGGCAUGUCACUCGUCGUGUCGACAGUGUAAUCAGGUGCGUGUAGUAAAUAUCGUAACAGAAUGUAUCGUGGAAACCAACAUCAGCGCUUUGACAGAUUCCAGCGAACGCCAAGCCCCGGAUUUCCUGGUUCAUCACCUCAACAUCAUUUUCAACAACCACAAAAUCGUUUCCGAUCGCCGCCACACCAACAAGGCUUCACAUCACCACAGUUUUCGCCGUAUUCGCCGACGCCUGGGCCAAGUCCGAGACAAUAUCAACAGAGAUCUCCGUACUACUCGCCGCAUAGGUAUCAGUCGCCACACAGUUUUCAAGGUAGUACCCCAAGGCAUCGAGGUGGAAAGCGUGGCGGAAGAGGCAGAUUCCAGCAAAAUUGGGGUAGAGGAAAUCAACCUGUCAGUGAACAGGAUAUAGAGAGGCUGUAUUACAAACAUUCCAUGGUAAAAGAUCCAUGGGCUAGCAUGAAACCUGUCAGCGUCGAAGGUCAAAGGUAGCACUGAUGGAAUUGCACCAUCCAUGGUUAUAAUGUAGAACCAUGUCGCUUGAAGUGCUAUGAUUAACUGUCAAAAGUCAACGGAUCCAUCUUCGUAUAUAGGAUAUAUAUAUAUAUGAACAGGAGCUGCACCACUGCAUACACUUGACAUGUCUGUGAAGAUAGAUACAAUAUAUAAUUUAGAUUUUAAAGUUUAUUUUAACUUUUUAGAUGUAGAGGAGACAACUGCCCUCCAAGUUUCAAUUGACUUUACUCCGAGUGGAGUAUUCUGACAUAUCAAACGAUAUUUUAAUUUUUUAAAUCAAUUUCAUUUAUUGCGUGCAUUCAAACAAAAUUAAAACUGAUAAAAUUAAAACUAAACCCUUCUCUGUAUAUAUCUUUUUUUAAUGCAGUAUUGUGGAUUUUUUGUAUCCACUUUUAAUGUUUCUAUUUCAGGUUUUAACCAUUGUAUUGUUGCUCUAAGAAAUCUCUACAACUCAGCAGUGGCUUUUAAGAUUAUUUUUAAAUUGCAAGGCAAUAUUUACUUUUCCACCCAGCUGUUUUACAUCAUUGAUGGGAGUUUUCAAUUCAAUUGUCUGUCAUAUGUGCGAACAUUCCCCUUGCAUUGUGAUUUUUGUGCCAGGUGCAUCACUCAGAUAUAUAUCAGGUGUUGAUCAUUCACACUGCAUUGUUAUCUGCAUCACUCAAUCCUGCAUUGUGGAGCGAGUAUUGUUUCGCCUGGGUACAUUGUUACGUAGUGCCCAGUUCUUUUUUUUUUACAUGUAACAUUUUUAAUUUUUAUCAGCACAAGUAUAUUAGGAGUAAUAUAGGAUUUGCUGAUAUGAUUUUUUUAUAAACUAUAAAACUGAAGCAGGUUUGACUAAAUGUUGACAUGCAUUGCUGAAGCUUAU